GGAAGAGGGGAGGGCGAAGACCGGGAAGAGGCAUACAGCUGAUAGCCGUGGCUGAUAGUCCAACCCCGGGAGCUUUAGGAGCGGCGCGGAAAGCACAGUAAAGAAGGGCAGGCUGACUGAGAGGUGAAGCAUGAGGCCGAUGCUGCUCCCGCUCGCCCUGUGGCUGGGCACAGUGGGCUUGGGCAGGGCUGAGCUCUCUGCGGCCCAGCACCAGGGUCUGCAGGUGGCCCUGGAGGAAUUCCACAAGCACCCGCCUGUGCAGUGGGCCUUCAAGGAGACCAGUGUGGACAGUGCCAAGGACACGCCAUUCCCAGCUGGGACGUUUGUGAGGCUGGAAUUUAAGCUCCAGCAGACAGGCUGCAGGAAGAAGGAUUGGAAGAAACCCGAGUGCAAAGUCAAGCCCAAUGGGAGGAAGCGGAAAUGCCUGGCCUGCAUCAAACUGGACCCCGAGGGUAAAGUUCUGGGCCGGAUGGUCCACUGCCCCAUACAGACACAGGCUCCACAGCAGGCGCCUGAGGAGCACCAGGAGGCCCAGUGUGGCCGGGUGGAGCGGACUGGUGAGGAUCCCCACGGCUACUACUUCCCUGGACAAUUCGCCUUCUUCAAGGCCCUGCCCCCCCAUUGAGCCCUGGACUAGGAGGCUAGGAGGGAGGGAGGACAAAAUUCAGGAAUUCAGUUCCAGUUCCUGGGCAACUGCGGGAAGUAAAAAGUGAAAGAAUCCCUUCCCUGCACCCAGAAAGGGCAAAUCCUAUUACAUCUCAAGCUAAUAAAACUGCUCUCAGAGCUGUGUUCUCUC
Messenger RNA from Choloepus didactylus (southern two-toed sloth), 796 nucleotides. It is a transcript of the gene RARRES2, whose product is annotated as retinoic acid receptor responder 2. Gene Ontology annotation, biological process: inflammatory response; regulation of lipid catabolic process. Gene Ontology annotation, molecular function: signaling receptor binding. NCBI's taxonomy places the organism in Eukaryota, Metazoa, Chordata, Mammalia, Pilosa, Megalonychidae. The transcript has 6 exons. Bases 131 to 625 code for a protein of 164 amino acids. The record is from RefSeq and is a predicted model, not a curated record.